AUGCUGUCGGCCGUCACCAAGCUGUGCUGCGGCAUUUCAUAUCAACAUCUACGCAGCAUGACGGGUCUGCAGCGUAUGACCAUGGCAGCUUUGGGCCAGGAAAUUGCCCACAUGCAGAAAACGGGGCAAACAUUUCCACCAAGCUGUAGGUUGAAUAUGACGUGGCCCUGGAGGAACACCAGCCGGGAUGAAGACGGUAUGGACGUGUGGUGUGAUGGAGUGGAACAGUCCGACGUCUUUUACCAGCAGCAGGGACAGGAAGCUCUACACACAGCUCUACAGAUCACUCACAGUCCUGAGGGCUGGAGAGCAGAGCUCCAGGAGACUGGAGAUAUCAUCUACAGUAAAGUGCUCGAUGGGAAUCAUAAGGUUUUCAAGUUGGAAGCAGAACUUGAAGCUUCACCUGAGGAAUUAUACGAUAUUUUAUUUGUGAAGGUGGAGGAGAUGCAGACGUGGAAUCCCAACAUUGGUUAUAUAAAGGUGCUGAAACAAGUAGGGAAGGAAACCAUGGUAACACACGAGGUCUCGGCCGAGACGACGGGCAACCUGAUUGGUCGGCGGGACUUCCUGAGUGUUAGACAUUCUCUGAAGAUGGAGGAUUGUAUUUAUCUGGGAGGAGCUGCUACACAUCUGGAGGCUUUUCCACCUCACCCUGGAUUUGUAAGAGCUGAAGAUGGUCCCACAUGCAUCAUAAUCCAGCCUUCACCGACCUCUGCUAGAAGGAGCAGGUUCACAUGGCUCCUCAACAUGGACGUGAAGGGCUGGCUGCCCAAAUCCCUUGUGAACCAGGCGCUCCCUCGGGCGCAGCUCGACUUCACAAGGCAUCUCCGCAGACGGCUGGCGAGGGGAAAAUGAGCUGCCGGUGACACCGAGACACAGAAAACAUCGCAGCGUCUGGAGGUUCUGCUGUAAACAGUGCUGGUGGUCAGGGAUACUGGUCUGAAAAAUAAAAAAC
Messenger RNA from Trichomycterus rosablanca, 955 nucleotides. It is a transcript of the gene star2, whose product is annotated as steroidogenic acute regulatory protein 2. The transcript has 6 exons. Gene Ontology annotation, cellular component: mitochondrion. Gene Ontology annotation, molecular function: cholesterol binding; cholesterol transfer activity. The record is from RefSeq and is a predicted model, not a curated record. Lineage: Eukaryota; Metazoa; Chordata; Actinopteri; Siluriformes; Trichomycteridae. The coding region runs from base 1 to 855 and encodes 284 amino acids. Gene Ontology annotation, biological process: regulation of steroid biosynthetic process; intracellular cholesterol transport; steroid biosynthetic process.